AGCUAUUAACGGGAAUUAGGCGGGUUAUAUACAUGCACACUGACACGCACACACGCUUGACCUCCCUAGCUUAGCGUCCCCGUUUACACAGAGUUUAACUAGGCGUGUCCUAUGUACCAUAACGUACCUGUGUGUACUGGUGUCAGCUGACUUCAUAUGAUAGAUGUUAGAUAGAAACAUUCGGAGACGAGUAUAUACUGUAAAGCGCAUACUCUGGUUCUCUGGUAGCUCUACAUUAAUUUCGUGUUUGCUUGUGUCUGGAGCAAUUAGAAGCUAACAUGUUGGAAUAACUACCUCAAAGUGACUGCUCAUUAGUGAAAAUGGACAGAAUUAUUAAAGCAAUUGGCUGGCAACCAGUUCAUGGUGUACCCUGCCUCCUGCCCAAUGACAGCUGGGAUUGGCUACAGCACUCCCGUGACCGUCAUGAAGAUGUUGGUGAUAUCCAGUCCCGGCUGCUCGACCACCGACCUGUUAUCAAUGCAGAAAUCCGUUACUUUGUGAGGGAAUUUGAGGAGAAAAGAGCUCACAGGGAAAGUCGGUUACUGGAGAGCCUGAGUAAAGUGGUGCAAGAAGCAAAUGAGCAAGUGCCCUCUGAUUUAGAGUUUAUGAAGCAGCAGCUCUCUAAUGUUAUUGCUCGAUUGAAGGCUGCUAAUCACAUCGCAGAAAGAAUCCAGGAGAAGAAGCUGGAAGCGCAGCAGGGCAGCCAGCUGCAGGAAAACAAGGACCGUAUGAAAAAUGAGUGGGCAGAGUUCGUGAAGGAGCAGCAGCGAUUAAAGGAAGAGGUGGGCGAAGAGCAUGCUAAGGCUGUUGGACACAUCAGCAUCCGAUACAGUGAGAAGAAGAAGGAUUUGGAUAAGUUGUCAGAUGUUUAGUCAUUGUGUGUGUGGUUAGAAGAGCUACAGAAGAGAUCUCAUAUUCGGCUUGUGCACAAUGUUUUUCAAAACGUGUCAUUGAGAAAUCACUGCAUAGAAUAAGCACAAUGGGAAAAAGUCUUAUGUGAAAAGUAAUGAUUACCAAGUAAUAAUGAAUUUCUCCUUGGAAGGCAGUGAUGCAUCAUUUUCAUCAAGGAAAAAUAUGUUCAAAUUACCCUUCACAAAAGUGAGGGGAAAACAUGCCCGAGCAGGUCUGUUUAAAGCACAGGUCAAGUGUUGUAGAAGUGAGUUCGAACAGAACUUUAGUUUCUAAAAUAAAUCACCAGCUCACUCGUGUAUGGAACAUUUGACCCCUGAUGUCUUCAAAUAAACCAACCGUUUGUGAAGUAA
Syngnathoides biaculeatus (alligator pipefish) is the source of this 1262-nucleotide messenger RNA. RefSeq names its product biogenesis of lysosomal organelles complex-1, subunit 5, muted (gene bloc1s5). Bases 321 to 872 code for a protein of 183 amino acids. Gene Ontology annotation, cellular component: BLOC-1 complex; transport vesicle. Lineage: Eukaryota; Metazoa; Chordata; Actinopteri; Syngnathiformes; Syngnathidae. The record is from RefSeq and is a predicted model, not a curated record. The transcript is spliced from 6 exons.